CUCGCUGCCCAACAUGCCUCGCGCAGCAAAGCCCUCAGGCAAAUCGCGGCACGAUCCCCUAUACGUACAGCUUGGAGAGGACGAGCACGUUGCAAAGUAUGGCAAGGUAGCCCGCCCAGGAAAGCGGAGAAAAUCCCAUGCCGGACAGGAUGAUGAUGGAGAGGCAGGAGAGGUCAUACUCGAUCCGAAGACGUCGCGGAAGAUCUUUGAGCUAGCCCGAGACCAGCAGGAAGAAUUAGAAGAGGAUGAGGAAGACGAGGAGCUGGAGGAGCAGAACAAGCCCAGCUUCACUCUCGCUCGUACGCAGCGAAAUGAAGAGGAUGAAGAGGAUGACCUAGUGGAAGAAGAAGAGUACGAGGAAGAAGAAGUAGAGGAAAUCGAAGUGGACGAGGGGGAUCUGCGUACCCUAGAUGCUCUAUUGCCCGCUAAUGCUGGCGAACGAAGGACGUUAGCAGAUAUUAUCUUCUCGAAACUCGAGGAUGGGGACCAAGAGAAGACGACUUCUAUCCAGAAAACUCACAGAGACCCUGGCCAACCUCCAGAUCCUGCGGCAGGCCUGAACCCCAAAGUCGUUGAACUUUACACGAAAGUUGGUCUUGUUCUUUCAAGAUACAAGUCUGGGCCCCUUCCGAAACCCUUCAAAAUCGUCCCCUCACUUCCCGCAUGGGCCCGCAUGCUUGCACUUACGCAUCCCGAGAACUGGUCGCCUCAAGCAUGCCACGCCGCAACACGGAUAUUUGUCUCGCAAAUGAAGCCAAAUCAGGCUCGUGUUUUUCUUGAGGGUGUCCUGCUCGACGCGAUCAGGGAAGACAUCCGCCUGACCAAGGAAGGCCAGCGGAAGCACAAGAACAGCCGCAAGCUGAAUGUGCACUACUAUGAGUCUCUCAAGCGUGCGCUAUACAAGCCUGCAGCGUUCUUCAAAGGAAUCGUUUUCCCUCUCUUGCAGAACGGCUGUACACUGCAGGAGGCGGCGAUUAUCGCGUCUGUCCUAGCAAAAGUUAAGGUCCCGCUCCUUCAUUCUUCGGCUGCCCUCAUCCGCCUUGCCAAUAUGGAGUAUUCUGGGCCCAACUCCCUCUUCAUCCGUAUCCUCCUCGACAAAAAGCACGCCCUGCCGUACAAGGUCGUCGACGCUCUUGUAUUCCACUUCAUCCGCCUCUCGAAUACCUACAAAGCGAAGCUUGGCGACUCAGAGAAACUCCCUGUGCUCUGGCACCAGAGUUUACUCGUCUUUUGUCAGAGAUACGCCUCUGAUCUCACCCCGGAUCAAAAGGACGCACUACUCGAUGUCGUACGGGCAAACCCCCAUCCUCAGAUCAGUCCCGAGGUCCGUCGGGAGCUGAUUAGUUCUGUCGUCCGUGGUGCGCCACGACCAGAUGUAGACAACGACGUCGAUAUGGGUUGAGCUUCUCGGGGUUCGCUGUAUUUUUAUCACGCGCGUAGUUCAUCUGGGAUAGAUGGUGUAUGGGACAUACAAUACUCUUAGGUCUCUGCAUUUCUCUCAUUGGAUUCGCUCGCUAUAGAGUAUGUAACCUCGGGAGAAUGUAUAAGAAUCCAGAGUACUUUUGGAUGUAGCCGUCUACGCUGCUUUUUUCUUCUUAUGCCUGUGACCUUUGUCGUCGCCUGUCGUCGCCUGUCGGCGCAGCCUUGAUUGCCCCGAGAAUAUCUUUCAGAUCCUUGUCCAUCAUAUUAUCGUCGCUUUUCUUGCGCUUCUUGUCCCUACUCUCCUUCCCAUCCUUUGCCUUGUCCUCUCUGUCUGCAGCCGGCGCCUCAGGCCCAAGGCCCGCCUUCUUGACCUUCUUGCCGAGCUUCUCCUGGAAGAGCUGGUCGAUCUCGUUCUCGACACGGCUCUUGCGUUUCUUCGACAGCUUCCCGGCCUCUAGUGGCUUGCCAGGUUCCGGCAUCGCCCUGGCCGAGUGCACGGCAGGCUUGCUCGGAGGCAUGGGCGACGCAACACGUGCGGGUGUCAUCGAUGGUGUCAUAACGGGCGUCGGCGCAUUGGAUGUCGAGCGAUUAUUCACCUGCAGGUUCUUCCAUUGCUCUGGAUCGCGCUGGAGGAGGUAGAUGUUCAAUCGCCGUGCGAAGAAUUUGCCGUAGAAGGACGCCGCGAGUUCGCGUUCGUAGCGGGCCAGCGAGCGGGCAAUCUUUUCUUUGAGAUAGGUGUCUGCAAAGGCCCAGCAAUUGUCACCGACACGACUGCCUAUCCGGUCGUCG
Messenger RNA from Phanerochaete carnosa HHB-10118-sp, 2211 nucleotides. RefSeq lists its product as uncharacterized. Gene Ontology annotation, cellular component: nucleolus; preribosome, small subunit precursor; cytoplasm. The coding region runs from base 14 to 1402 and encodes 462 amino acids. Gene Ontology annotation, biological process: rRNA processing. NCBI's taxonomy places the organism in Eukaryota, Fungi, Basidiomycota, Agaricomycetes, Polyporales, Phanerochaetaceae. The record is from RefSeq and is a predicted model, not a curated record. The transcript is spliced from 7 exons. Gene Ontology annotation, molecular function: snoRNA binding.